Molecule: messenger RNA, 912 nt
Organism: Ustilago hordei
Lineage: Eukaryota; Fungi; Basidiomycota; Ustilaginomycetes; Ustilaginales; Ustilaginaceae
Exons: 2
Coding region: 1-912 (303 amino acids)
Source: RefSeq, a predicted model, not a curated record
AUGGGUCUCUCCAAGUUCUUUCGCCGAGCGCUUGUAUGCUUUCAGGCUUCGGACGAUACCGACAAUCGCAGCAAUGCCAACUCGAAGACCAGAAGUGCAGACGAGGCAAAGGAGAAGGAUCAGUCCAGCGUUGUAGAGGCUCAGACGGCUGUUGGAGCGCAACACGGCGAUCAGCAGAAGAAGACCGAAGAAGAGAACGCAACCAAAAAUCUAGCAGACGCUCCAGCUCAGCAAACUGCCUCGACUCCAACUGGCCCCGAUCAGGCCAUCGUCGACGAGACCGCUGUGACCGCCGUGGUCACACAGAGCAGCAUCCCCAAGUGCGAGUGCGUCCACUUGAGAAGAAAACUCCUCUCGAGACGCUACGAUUUCGAUGAGGGUUACAUGUUCACCGAACAGCCCAUCUCCACUCUCAAGAUGACGCACGAAGUCGCACUUAGUCUUCCCUCCGGCGAAAGAGUGACUGCCAGUCAAAUCGACCACGCUAAUAAAGCUAAGAUCAUUGAAGACCUCAGCCCAUUGGCGCGGGGCGAUCUCAAGCUGAACUGUGUGUAUAAUCGCAUCGAAGAGAAGAAGAUGCUUGGACCCUAUCGCGCCAAGAUCACUGCCAAAGGCAUGCCCUUUCUACCUGUCUUUUGGCUUUUUGAGGACCUAAUCACCAACCAAAGCCUAGAUGAGCUCAGGCGCCAGAUUCAAAGCUACGUCGAUCGCAACAUCGGAACCCUUGGUCAAUGGCGGGUUGUAUUUGCAAGCUGUCGCUAUACUGCUUGCAUGAAUGCAUCACAGUCGAUCUUCACCGGUAAUGUUCUCGUUGUGACCGACGCCGAGACAAUGUACUCUGCCCGUAUUAUUCCUCCUGCCUUCCAGGAUAUCCAACCUCGCCGCCGCUACACGGCCGAGCUUCCCAUUUAG